This is a messenger RNA of Fusarium sp. VM40, 1959 nucleotides long. NCBI's taxonomy places the organism in Eukaryota, Fungi, Ascomycota, Sordariomycetes, Hypocreales, Nectriaceae. The record is from the annotation of a GenBank genome assembly.
AUGAGGCCGGAAACCCGAGAUCCGAAAACCGGCAUUGCAAUUUUGUUAGCUCCUCCGUCCUCCUCCAAAGCCGACAUCCCGUCCUUUCCCGUCAGACCCAGCAACAAUGCGUUCCAGCCUAUCAUGCGAAUACUGCAGGCUCGGUCUGCCAAGAAAGCUGCUAGGAGAGUGCAGAAUAUAUCUUCGGCUUUGACACCAGGAGAUGAUGUCUCGGAGAUAUCGAGCACGCCGGGAUUCCAACCUAUUCCUAGUCCUAUAUCUUCAAGACAAGCUGCUUCGUACCUUGUACAAGAGACUGUGGAUGAACAUCUCACACGUCUGCCGAUCAGUGUCAUCCUGAAAGCCUUGAACAUCUUCACCGCCAAGUUUCCCGAACUGAGAAUUCUCCAAGCAUCGGCGUUUAUCAAGGAUUAUCAGACUGCCCGAUCGAAAGAAAGCAAGGCAUUGUUAGCUACGAUCCUCGCUAUUACGAGAAAGCAUUGCUCUGUAGUCACCGGAGACUGGCUUAGGAGCCUAAAGAGUAGCGAGAGCUAUGCUUCCUACGCCUGGAUUACACUCUUUGAUGCCAUUCUGCUACCGCCAAAAGUCCAAGUCGUACAGGCGUUGCUUAUCUUGACGCUCUACGAAUGGGGCGUGCGCGAGUACCAUAAAGCAUGGAUGCACUGCGGAAUGGCCAUACGUAUCAUGCAGUCUCUUCACAGCUCACGAGUCAGCCCGCACCCUCUUGAUGUCUCUCAAAACAACGACACAGACGUGGUAGCCAUAGCGGUAGAGUCGAGGACCUACUGGGCUUGCUUCAUCAUGGACUGCACCAUUAACUCUGGGACGUACAACCCACGUAUGCUCCCGAUGUCCGAGAUGCACAAGCUCAAAGUCCCUCGACCGCUCAACUACACGGACUUUGCAUUUGGUAUCGACGCCGCGUCGCUCGACCAUGUCUGCGCCGGGGAUCUAUCCGGCCUUGCACAAAGCUUUGAGACGAUAGCGCUUGGUUUUGAUAUCUACGCGCAGGCAAUGUCGUUCGUGUUCAAUAAUGGACGCUGUGCGCCUGGGAUGUGUGCACCUGCGAAUUGCCCUUGGGUUCCUGGGUCGGCUUGGUCGCAGUGUAGAGGUAGGUUGGAGGAAUGGAGAAAGGGUCAGCAUGAGAGGUUGUGUUACCCGCAGCACAGUGUUGUUGUUCAUAUGACGCUGGGACAUGGAGAGUCUUUCAUUUACCUGAACAUGCUCUACUAUCUGAGCACAAUUAUGCUUCACCGAGAAUACUUUCCCUUCUUACCCAAAGCCGACUCAACACCUCGAGGCCCUGUAGAUCCUCCUCUUCUAGAAGCCGAGGCGCCGCCAGGUUGGUGGGAUGAAAGCGCUAGGGAAUUAUUCAACGCAGCAGAGCAGAUAGCUUGUCUUCUCCAAGAAGCUUCUGAGUGCGGCAUCCCGCUCAUGACGCCGUUUUCCGGAUUCUGCGCCUUCACCGCGUGUUUUCUGAACCUCUACGUGUUUCGGUUUCCGAGCAUGAACCUGGGUCGGAGCUCAAGGGCUGAGCAACUCAUGAACUGGGGACUGGAGUACUUGGAAGAGUUCCAGAAUGCGUGGGAGCUAGCUGGUGGCUGGAUCAAAGCCAUUCAGAACUCAUCACUUUUGUACAAGAGAGCUACAGAGGAUGCAGGGAGGUAUCGAGGAAGAACAAGAGCUGAUUUCGAGACUUUGCAUCAGUCGAUACACGAAUAUCGAAUCGUUGAUAGGUCGGAUCAGCAUCUGCAGCAGAUCAACCACGCAGAUCACAAUUCGCUGAGACGAGAUGAGGAGAAUGAUGCGGCAGUGACCAGACAGACUCAAGCGUCGACUAAUCUAAGCACGGCUGUCAAUGCUUCUGUUCCAGAUCCAUUUCCGAAUUGGUGGUCUAUGUUGCAGGAAGUUGAGUUUACAGAUGUUGGCAAUUUGUGGAAUGGGAUGCGCGAGCUUUAG